UGUAUGUAUAAAGACCCCUUGUUGCAGACACUGCCGCCGCUUUGAUGCUGGUUGUUCUCCCGCUGUAGAACCAUGUCACUUAUCGUCGCGGUGUGCUGGCAAGUUCAAUUCAGCACUGCUAGUACUAAUACUAACGUCAAUGAUUUCCUGGGGCUUCGCUGGAGGGAGUUGUUCUAUGAUACACUCACGCCCUCUCACUUCGUAUUUGCUUGUGUGACAUCUUUGCUCGUGACAGAAGUGCCGAACUCUAGUAGGUCGGCUGCUCUAAGCGAGCCUGCUUUGGCUUAUUUUGGGCUUUUGACGGGAAAGGAUGGGCGUUGUAGAGCGCGACAUAAAAAAAUACAUAUACGGUAUGUACAAACAAAACAUUUCAGCGCUUGCUUUAAUCCUGUUAUGCUUGGUUGCAAGUUGAAAGCGGUUUCAAGCUACGCUCUGUUCCUUUGCUGUUUGUCGGUAUUCUUUUUCAGUUAGGUAUGCCUUCUUUGCAGUUCAAUUAUAAUCGAUGUUCCCUGCGCUACGUCAGCUAUUAAUUCUUCUUGGAUCGUCCCAAUGGUUGCUGGCAUUCCUGACCG
Zychaea mexicana is the source of this 572-nucleotide messenger RNA. RefSeq lists its product as uncharacterized. The record is from RefSeq and is a predicted model, not a curated record. The transcript has a single exon. The coding region runs from base 73 to 471 and encodes 132 amino acids. Lineage: Eukaryota; Fungi; Mucoromycota; Mucoromycetes; Mucorales; Lichtheimiaceae.